ACUCUUGCUGCUGAGGAGCCCGCGGUCUUCUGCAAGGCGGGAGUGAAAAGCGCUCGGGUUUCAGCCGUGUGGAAUCUGCACAUUUUUAAAAAGGAAAGAACAAAAGGGUGUGGAAGCUUUUGCCAGGAAAUGCCAAGGUAUGAGUUUCUCCACAUGGGAAACCUAAAAAGAGUCUGAAGAGAGACGCGCCACCUCUUGCUGUGAUGAUGAAAACAUCAGAAAGAAAGGAGGGCAACGGGUCUGUCGCAGACACUGGCGAAGAAGAGACGAAGACCCCGCUAGGCCAGGCUGGUGUUCUGUGGAACUGCUGCUCCCCUCCAGGCAUCAGUAUCCUUGAGAAGCUCAUCAAAACAUGCCCAGCUUGGCUUCCACUGAACAUCUCUCAGGAAAGGGCUGCUGAGCUACUCUGCAAGGAACCAUCGGGGAUAUUCAUUGUUAGGAAAGAUGAGAACCUGAAAAACCUCUUUCUCUCGGUUCGUUUCCCAGCCCAGGCGGAGGCUUCUGAAGUGCUGGAAUACAAGAUUAAAGAAGAAAAAUCAUUACUGCACCUGGAAGGAUCUCUUCUAGUGUUUGAAGACGUCUUCAAACUGGUUGCUUUCUACUGUGUUAGUAGAGAUUUGCUUCCCUUCACGCUAAGACUGCCUCAAGCAAUAUUGGAAGCCAAAACUUUGACAGACCUGGAAGCUAUCUCCAGCCUGGGGAUAGGUUUCUGGGAUUCCACUUUAAAUCAGAAGCGAGGGGGAAGGCUUUCCCACUCCGUGAAAGGUUCUGCUUUUGCCACUGUCCAGGGGAAAAAAAUUAAAAAAUCCAAGCAGUGUUUUGCAAGCAACACGAACAAUUGUUCAUGUGAAAUUGAGCUGUCAGUCGGAAGUGACAGGCUGUGGUUUGUGAAUCCUAUUUUUAUAGAAGAGAGAAGCAAUCCAUUUCCCCUGAAUGUGCCUCCUCAAGAGAGCUGCAGGGAGUCUCUUUCUUUGGCUCCAGACAUUGUGACAAGACCCAUCAAAAAGACUCCCAGCCGUCCCCCUCCACCCCCGCCCCUGCUGCCACCUUCACAUGCUCCAAAGCCACCUGAGAAGUCUCCUGUGACCAUUUCUGAAGAGGACCACCUUCAAGUUCAGGAAGAAAAGGAAAUGAAAACAGAGGUCAGUAAAGAAAAAGAAAGUGAUGGGGAAGGGCCCUUCUCUCCUAGUGGCCAUUUGUCCACCAAGAAAAGUGGCCCCCCUCCAUUCAUUCCACCAAGGAGGUGCAUGUCUGAAAGACCUUUGGGGAAAGCUUGUGCUGAUAAAUCUGAAAAAUGUACCAUGCCAGGGAAGGAACUGGCAGGAAAACAGAGUGAUGGGACUAAAGCACAUGUUAAUAAUGUUCCGUGUACUGAAGCUCCACAGGAGACUACAGAGAAAAGCCCCUCAGACUGUAAAGAAGCAACACCUGAUACAGACCCCAAGACAAAGCAGGCUGAACUUCAGAGGAAGCCUUCAGAGAAGCCAUUGGUGCCCCCCGUCCCUCCUCCGAGGAAGAAGAGGGUCUCUAGACUGCCAUCGUCGGCCAGCUCUUGCCAUUCCAAACAAAUAAGCAUUGACGAGUCAGAAGUGCCUAUGCCACAAGAGGACACACAGCCAGAAAAGAAAAACUGCUUGGAUGCAAAAAGGAAAUCAAGGUUUGACUGUAAGCUUGUCCGUUUAUCAGAUCGCGAAGGCUCGCGUGACUCUCUAGACUGCCCAGUAAGCAAUGCAUCAGCACAAACUUCUGCCUCUGAGCCAGAUUCCUAUUCCACCAGCAGCACAGAGGAUGAACUAGAGCACGUCACCAGUCCCUCUGUCAAGAAGACCCGUUCCUUGCUCUUAGGCCGGGCCAGGCGCCGCCUGUCCAUGGUCAGCUUGAGUAAUGUCUUCACAGCUUUUCUGUCUGCUGACCGAAAGCUGCAGAAGAAGAUUGUGGAGUUGGCCCAGGACAAGGACUCAUACUUUGGCAAUUUGGUACAGGACUACAAAGUGUACAGUCUGGAGAUGAUGGCAAGGCAGAGCUCCAGCACGGAGAUGCUGCAAGAGAUCCGCUUAAUGAUGACGCAGCUGAAGAGCUACUUAAUACAAAGCACGGAGCUGAAAUCUCUGAUGGACCAGGUGGUUUACACUGAUGACCAACUCGAGGUGAUUAUCGAAUCCGCUCUGCACAAGUGCGUCUUGAAACCUUUAAAAGAGGCCAUCGAUACCUACUUAAGGGAAAUCCACAACAAGGACGGAUCCUUUAAGUUCCUGAAGGAGAACCAGCAAGUCAUUCAGAACACAACUACUACUGACUUGGGAGUCACCACUAGUGUACCUGAAACACCAUUGUUGGAGAAAAUUCUGCAAAAAUUCACCAACAUGCACAAGGCUUACUCACCAGAGAAAAAGAUUUCCAUCCUCCUGAAGUCUUGCAAACUCAUCUAUGAAUCCAUGGCCCAGGGAAAUCCAGGAAAGCCUUAUGGAGCAGAUGACUUCCUCCCAGUGCUCAUGUACGUCCUGGCGCGCAGUGACCUGACCGAGAUGCUUCUGAAUGUGGAGUAUAUGAUGGAACUCAUGGACCCUGCACUGCAGCUUGGUGAAGGCUCUUAUUAUUUAAUCACUACUUAUGGGGCAGUGGAGCUGAUCAAAAGUUACGAUAAGAUCACAGUCACCCGGCAGCUGAGCACUGAGGUUCAAGACUCCAUCCACCGCUGGGAAAGGCGGAGAACUCUGAACAAAGCCCGGGCCUCACGGUCAUCUGUGCAGGACUUCAUCACAAUCUCGCUUUCGGAAGUAAAUGCCACACCACGGACACUGGCCUAUCGGACUGAUGCAACAGUUGAACAGCUGACUCAACAAUGUGCUGAGAAGUUCGAGGUCUCAGAGCCUCAGGACUAUGGCUUGUUUGUCCAAGUGGACAAUAAGAGCCUGCGGCUUGCCAAAGAUGCCCUCGCUCACCGUAUCAAAUCACACCUUCUGAACAAAGACCCCAAGGCAACGUUCCACUUUAUUUAUAAGCAGAUAGACAGCCAAGAGACACCUGAUCCCAUUAUCAAGGAACCAGAUGAUCUAUCAUUGUGAAGUUGCAUGGUUAUAGCAGUCUCACUUGAAAGAUUGCAAUGUUUUUGCCUUACUCUGACCUCUGUAGGUGUCAGAAGCACAUCGAAAUAGUCUGAACAUUGGGAGGGGACAGCAUACACCUGUCUUCCACUGGAACAUUUUUGGUCGGCAGAAUUCUUUUGCAUCAGGAAAUGGAAUAUUCCAAUCAACUGUUACUCUUGGGGAAACUUGAAUCAUUUUACAGUGCAGUCCUAGGCAGAAUUACACCCUUCUUAGCCCAUUGGGUUUAGAAGGGUGCAGCUUGGUUUAGGAUGGUGCUGCUAGAACCAUGAAACCUGCUUGUGAUGUCCAGCCCAGCUCAUCACAUAGGUGGAUGAUGGAGCCCUUCUGGCCAGUUGCCUUGUUAACGCUGUUAUUGUGAUGUACGCUGGUAGUUCAGUGUUGUUCCAGUUUGCGCUGGGACUAAGUAGAUAGGUUCAAAGGUAUCAGCACGACAGCAGCAUCUCAAACCACAGAGCAUCAAAUCCACAAUAUUCUCAGAGAGGGCUGAAGAGAUUUGCAAUGCAAUUCUAUGCAGUCAAAGUCCAGUGAUUUCAGUGGGCUUAGACUGGACUAAUUCUCCUUAGGAUCUCAUGGUUUGGCAUCUCACAGGCGGAAGAUCUGAAUGGCGCUCUUUGUGGGUGGUAAAAACAAAAUAAUAAAUGGAAUCAGCCAAUUUUCUACCUGAUUUUGAUGAUGCAUCCUAAUCCAUCAUCUAGGGCGGGUCUGACUUGUCCCAUUUUGAUGGUAAGGUUGAGCCUGGAUGUUAUGGAAGACCUGAUUCGCAGCCAGACUUCUCAUGCUGCGUUGUGCCUCUUUCCUCCUGUCCUUUGCAAAGUCUAAUUGAGCACAGGGUGUGACAUGAUGUCGUUGUGCUGUGCAUUUCCCUGCCCCUCCCUCACUUAAUUGGCUGGUAGGAUGAGAGCAGUGCACAGCAGGUUGUCAUCCUACAUUGCAUGCCAUUAGAUGUGGCAAAAAGAUACCUAAAGGGACACACAACACUUGGUCUGUGUCCUUUGCCUCUCAGGGUAUACAAAACCUGGCACAUAUGCCAAACGGCAGCACGCCAGGCCAUUUUGCACAGCACACGUGGACCAGGGCGAGGUCCUGAAGUGCCAGAAGCACUGCUGGGCCCGGCAGCAUGGGCAGAGGAAGCAGGAAUGUCCAUCAUUCCCUCCUGGGUCCAAAGCAAGCCCCUCUGUUGCCGGUGAUAUCCAGGCAGUUGCGACCCUCAUAUCUUCUCCCCACCCCAUUUGUUGACACUCCAGUGUCUUCUCAGAUAGAAGCUGCAUUUUUUUGUUCAGCAUUUGAGUCAAAAAGUUGCCUACCCCGAUCUAGUUGAAGACAACAUGCAGUUUCAUUGUACUGCACCAAGCUGUGCCCUCAACAACAGAUCACCAGUUUUUAAGCCAUGUCUGGAAUACAGAAAUCAGAGCCAGGUUACAUGAUGUGACAGAAAACGUUUUCAUUCGAAGUGCAAACGUUUCCUUCUUUACAAGAGUGAUGCCUGCCAGUUUAAUGGGAGGCAGUUUUACAGCUAUGCUCUGCUUCUGUGGUCCUGAGAAUGGGGCCGUUGGGCACCCACUGAUGUUUCCUGGGGACCCGUGCUGCUUCCCCAAAGCAAAGAGCCAGGCCUGGCUUUGCUCAAGUGUCUACAGCUGCUAAGUAGAGCAAGAAGGGGAAAAUGGCAGCCAGAAUAGGUGUCAGGACAAUGCCAUGACAAUGCUGAGGUGCCAUUUCCAGGUUUGCACUAAAAGUGAUGUUGCUGUGAUGUUGCAUGUCCUCCCCCCCUGCCACAACUCUGCCCCAUCAUAUUUGGUUAUGGCACACACACACCACUAUCUGUUCUUAAAAUUCCAAAAGUGCCCAUGAAUUUGACAACAUCGGGCACCCUUGUUCUCCUGCACAGAGGAAAGGAGGAAGGCAUGCUAAGGUACAGAAAGAUGACCCAAAAAAGUUGAGUAAGAGGAAAGGUGGCAAGAAGGUUACCAACAGAAGAGCCACGUACCGUAUGUACCAGAAAUUUCCAUAACCGUGGAAGCUAAACGCGUUGUUUUAUUAUUGCAAAGGAAAAUGCCUUGGUGUUGAAUAUGGCCUAGAGUUUGUGAGUUGUUACCACUGAGUUAAAGGGUGCCGGUUCUUCCCGCACUUGGUUUCUCAGCAGCUCAGCCUGUCUGCAUAAAAUCAUUCUGGGCAGUGGCACAAAGCUCAGUUAGCCCAGCCAGAUGGGUGACAGAAAGGCCCUUGUGGGUUGGCAUGUAAUGACAGCUGCCAUGUGUACUUAUAGUUCCAGUUCAUACAGCCUGGCGGCAUGCAGUAGGACCCCUGAAAGCCAUUUUGCGCAUUACAUUUGGCUGGUGUUUUUUUAAUUGUCAGUCCUUCCCUGCCCUCUUCUCUGCCUGUGAUUGUCAAAAGGCAACCCAGAGUGUUUAUUGGCAACAAGGCUCCCAGUUCACUGCAUGUGUGAUGCAGCUUUUCUGAUCAUGCUCCACAAAAGCUUACUGGGUGACCCAGUCACUUUCAGCCUGACCUACCUUGAAGGGCGGUUUUUGUGCGAAUGAAAUGGAGGAGGAAAGAAUGAUGGUCACUUUGUCAAUUGGGGAGAGAAGCAGGGUAUAAAUAAUCUAAAAUAAAAUCAUGGAAUUUUUAGCAGCUUAACUCAGUGGGUGUUUGUUCACUGAUGUGAAGGGGGGGAGCAAAUAAAAUGCCCAGUGUAAUUGGUAAAUCUCUCAUAAAACACAAAAAAGUAAUACUAACUUUCUUAAGCAAAGAGAUUCUCUCAAGUGUUUGAAAGCAUCCAUUGCUUCCAAACAGUGGCCGUUCAGUCUAGCUUAAGUAACUGCCCCAGAACACACAUAUACUCAUAGUCAAUCCUGUAGAUAUUCCACAUUUGUUCAAGGAACAAGUGUUUUUAGAGAGCUUGAAAUCUACCCGAGAUUUAGAAUAAUAAUACCUAAUUUAGACCAGUUUGUUGAUGUCUCGAGUAAAGGGCCUUUUCUUUCACUGGAGAUGAUAAACAUCUCCCGGUAAUGCAUUUUCCCCCACUUCAAGCUUUAAAUAUAUGUCAUCUCCAUCUUAGAUAUACCAGAAGAUUUUAUCAAAUCUGUGCUGCAAGAGCUCAUCUUUAAAUGUAUUUAUUUCUGUGUGUUGUAUUAUAUAUUUGGUUAUGUCUAGCUCAUGGAAGCAGCACAAAUGGACACAUGCUCUGUGCAACAACUUCAGACGAGUCCUGAAUAGCUCGAAUAAAAGAACUCGGGGUCACAGGAUGACCUUUAAGCCAUCUGCUUUCUUUUUGCACCAGCCUUUGGAAGGGAUUUUUCUCGUAGUGUCUGCUGUAUAUAGAGACCUCCUUGUGAUGCUGCGUUAUUUUUAAUGUUAUAACAGGAAGCCAUGUUGUUGCACAGGGAAUGGUUAAUGUUCCUCCCAGUAAAUCUGCUUCUGUUCUUGA
Molecule: messenger RNA, 6531 nt
Organism: Eublepharis macularius
Lineage: Eukaryota; Metazoa; Chordata; Lepidosauria; Squamata; Eublepharidae
Gene: RIN3
Product: Ras and Rab interactor 3
Exons: 10
Coding region: 204-3065 (953 amino acids)
Biological process (GO): vesicle-mediated transport; signal transduction
Cellular component (GO): cytosol; endocytic vesicle
Molecular function (GO): guanyl-nucleotide exchange factor activity; small GTPase binding
Source: RefSeq, a predicted model, not a curated record